AUGCAGGCCGCCCUGAUCCUGCAGCAGGUCGCGGUUGAAGCGCCGCCGCUGCACUUGGCCCGCGCGACCGCCGACGGCUUCCGCAGCCUAGCCAGCAGCCUGGGCGUGCCCGCCGGGGACAGCUUCCUGGUGCUCUUCGACGCCGUCCUGGACCGCAUGCUGGCGGCAGGGAUGGCAUCGUGGAUAGUGGACUAUGUCGCUGUGGUUUGCGUCGACGCGGUCCUGUCGUCAGAUGACCCUGGCAGCGCCCACCUGCUGCGAGAGGACGCAGUAGCGGCCUGGUGCGCGCGCACCACGGCCACACAGGAGAGGCGGCUGCACGACUUGCUGAACAGCGGCGGCGGCCCACAGGAGGGGCCGGACGGUGAGAGCGCAGCGCUGGCGGCGGUCGGGGCGGCGGCGGAGGCACUGCUGCAGGUGGCUGGCGCCCUAAGGGCCCCGCUAGAGCACGCCAGCAGGCCCGACCUGGCCGCCCUCCCCGAGCGCCUGCAGCUGCUGCAGCAGGCCGCGCGCGCCGCUGCCUACUGCCGCUCGGCCGGCGUGGCGCUGCAGGCGCCGCCGCCGGCGUACGCGUCACCGAUCGUGGCGCUGUUCCUCGGCGGGGGCGCAGGGGCGGCGGGGCAGGGCGCGCGGCAGCUUGGCACGCAGCGGCAGGCAGAGGCGGCGCGGCGAGCGCGGCUGGCGCUGCUGUUCUACCACCUGGCAGAUGGCGGCUGGGGGCCGCGCCCCGGUGCGGCGGGCGGCAGCAGCUGCGUCACGGCAGCGGGCUUUGCGCGCGCGUUUGGGCUGCCGCAGGGCCUGGCGACACAGUGGGAGGCGCAGCAGCUCUUGGACCGCGCGGGAGGCGGCGAGGGUGGAGGCGGUGCGCACCUCUCGCGCGCGUGCGAGCUGCUGCUGGGCUGCGCCAAUGCGAGCACGCCCUUCAGGGUCGUCGAGGCACUGGCCGCCGCCGGCCGCCCCGCGCAGGCACUGGCGGUGCAGCGCGCGCGGGGGCUGGCGGCCCACGAGCGGGCCGCCCACCUGGAGACGCUGAUGUGGCAGCUGCUGGACUGGGCCGGCGCCCGCGAUGACGACGCACGCCGCCGCGCGGCAGCAAGCGAAAGCGAGAGUGCCUCUGUCGAGCCUUGCUGGCUGCAGCGCGCGCUGCAGCUGCCACUGGGGUCUGAUGAGGAGGAGGCGCUCGCGGCAUGGCUCGCUCUCCGGGCCGAGAAGGGGCUCACGGACGGCAACCUCCUGCCGCUGUUCCUGCUGCAGGUGUGUCAGCUUGGGUUGGGGGUGGAUGGGUUUGUCGGCCGUGCCCCCUGA
Monoraphidium neglectum is the source of this 1305-nucleotide messenger RNA. RefSeq lists its product as hypothetical. The coding region runs from base 1 to 1305 and encodes 434 amino acids. Gene Ontology annotation, biological process: protein ubiquitination. Lineage: Eukaryota; Viridiplantae; Chlorophyta; Chlorophyceae; Sphaeropleales; Selenastraceae. The record is from RefSeq and is a predicted model, not a curated record. Gene Ontology annotation, molecular function: ubiquitin-protein transferase activity. The transcript has 4 exons.